Morchella importuna is the source of this 2604-nucleotide messenger RNA. RefSeq lists its product as uncharacterized. The transcript is spliced from 5 exons. Bases 1 to 2604 code for a protein of 867 amino acids. The record is from RefSeq and is a predicted model, not a curated record. Lineage: Eukaryota; Fungi; Ascomycota; Pezizomycetes; Pezizales; Morchellaceae. Gene Ontology annotation, molecular function: protein binding.
AUGGCCGCUACCUCCACGAACUCACCACCUAGCCUCCUCCCCACGGCCCGCUCAUCCAUCACCUCUUUCCUCAACAUUUCCCAGACGUCUGCCGCCCGUGGGGUGCACGCCGAACUAGCAGUCCUCCAGGACCUACUCCGCAGUAUCGCAGACACACAAGCCGCUCUUCCCCCAAGUACAAGUAAUCGAACUCGCAUCGCUGGAAAUGCAGAGCUAGAAGGCCAUCUUCGCAAUCUCACAACGCUGCUGCCACCCAAGCCACCCAGGCCACCGUCUCUGUGGUCAAAGCGCCAGUGGGCCGAUACACUGGCCGGGGUAAAGGCCGUCAGAGAGAAGAUAGCCACCUACCAUGCACGGACGACUCCACGAGUAGCUAGAAUCCCCGCACCCACAAAGCUAGACGCAGACGCUGUCCGCACUUGGCUCACCCACACCCCCGACAGCGCCCAUCGGCACGCCGAGGUCUGCUUCCAGCGUCACACCAGCAGCUGCUCCUGGUUACCGUCAUCGCCGCAGUGUACCCGCUGGUUGCGCGGUGAUGUUCCGUGGCUACUGUGUACAGGCGAGCCGGGCAUGGGAAAGACAUUCUUAACGUCGUCCCUCAUCGAUCACCUCUCCGCGCUCGAGAAACAGGGUGUUGCGUACUUCUACUUCAAUCGCAUGGAUACACUGCGACAGGACCCGUGUAGUGUCUUCCGCUCCAUCCUGUUACAGCUCUUGAAAUCGGCGGCCGCCAUUCCACCACUCACCGCCGCACUGUACAACACCCACCCCACCCCAACACUCUCAAUCUCACAGCUCCAAGCUGCAAUUGCUGAAUGCGGGGGUCAGUUUGAGCGGACGUGGAUACUCCUCGACGGCCUGGACGAGUGUGCGGAGGUGCACCGCGCCGACAUCCUGUCCACGCUCUGGGUGCUUUGUGGACGUGGAGUGCGCGUGUUUCUCACGAGUACUCCGGGGGUAGUGGACCUGCGGAGGGAUGAGGGCUCUGAGAUUUUAGAUCUAGAAGGGCUGGUCGAGGGUAGCAGAGAAGAGAGGAUGAAAGGCGUGAAAGCGUUGGUGAAAAAAAAGAUAGGCGUGGCCCAGUGGCGGCGGGCGGUGGAGGGGGGGGCGAAGGAGAUCGAUGAAAUUAUUGAAAGAGUAGUGGAGAGGGCAGGUGGUGUGUUCCUGCUCGCAGUGCGGCUGGCGGAGAAUAUCCGGACCGCCAUCACCGAGGACGAACUCCAGGCCCGCUCCAAGGAGCUCCCCGGCAACGUGACAGACUACUACGCAGCCACCAUGAAGACCCUAAAGGACUCAGGCCCUCUCGGAAUCUCCGUGCUCGAGCAGAUCAUUGCCUCUCCCCGCCCCCUCACCCUCUCUGAGCUCAACUAUCUCAUCGGCGUCGCUUCAGCCGGGGGCGAGGGCAGCUUGACAGGCCACCCAUAUACGCCAUCCUAUGUCUCCAUGGUCACCAAAGGCCUCAUCACCGCCGCCGAGCCCACAGGUAUCUGCCGCCCGGCUCACCCAAGCCUACUGGGCUUCCUGGAGACCGUGGAGCCAAGCAUGUUGUUACAAGCGAGGAAGGAGGUCCUGGGCACAUAUUUCCGCCUAUUUGCGGCACGUCCGGGGGGUGAUGACGAGCUGGCAAAGGGCCUGUACCAGUACGCGGUCCACAAUUGGGCGGCGCAUCUGCAGGCCCACGGCACUGACGGUGAUGGAUCUUUGCAGAGUGUGGUGCUGGACGCGUUCAAGAAUGCUCCGGGGGUCCUCAGUGAGGCGCUACGGGCGGCGAUGCGGGGAAGCUCGGUCUUACCUAUAGCGCGGACCGGGCGGGCGGGGGUUCUACAUGCGUGUGCAUAUUGGGGACUGACAGCGCUGGCCAAGCGGGCGCUUCUGACUGAGGGCGGCGAGGCUGUGGACGUAGUGGCUGUGGACGGAGUGGAUGGGUAUGGCCGGACACCCCUCUCCUGGGCUGCGGAGCGGGGGUCUGCGGAUGUGCUAAAUGCGCUGGUGGAUGCGGGUGCGGCGGUAGAUGUGGCGUGUGGCGAUUACGCGCAACCGCCACUUUGCUUUGCCGCCAUGGGCGGGCACACGACAGCGGUGGAGACGCUACUCUCGGCAGGUGCAGACCCUAACCAAAGCUCCGAUAACGGCCAGACGGCCAUCUCCUGGGCCGCGGAGCACGGGCACCAAGAUACUGUCAGAUAUCUGAUGGGGAUGCAGCGGAUAAACGUGAAUGUGCGUGAUAACGCGGGGAGGUCAGCGCUCGACUGGGCUGUUCACAAUGCACAUGAGCCCGUUGUGCGCCUACUCGUCGAUCACAAAGACAUAGAGAUUGGCAGUGACGCGGUGUGGCCACCACAGCCAGCGCCAACUCCGGUGCCUCCCGCGAUCGUGGAGCUGCUCGGAAAAGCGAGGAGAGCGAGGGAGGGGGAGGUUUGUGACUCUGCCGCUCCCGUGGAGAUAGUAAACGAGGUCGAGGUGGUGAGCGGGGGCGGUGGCGGGAUUUGGGCAUUCCCGAGAGAGAGGCAGGAAUGGGGCAUCAUUCUACUGGUUUGGUUCAUCUCCCUGGUGGCGCUGGGGGGAGCGUGGAUUGUGGAGACUGUGUUUCGGGGCUCAUAG